UCGUGCACGAUUCCGACUUCCCGGCCGUUCGAAAGGCGCGCGCUCCGCGACCGGCAGAUUCUCUUCUUUUGCUUUUCCCCUCUGUUUCUUCCUCUCUCGCUCCCGCGGCCGGAAGGGCUCGCCUCGCGAUUUCGCAGGAGUCGCCCUGAGGGAUCGAGUCCGCCGUCGCUCGUCCUCGUUGUUGUCCGGGCGCGAGCCGGGUGUUGAUGUCAGCGACGCACCGUGAAAAAAACGAAACGCACAGGCAAGCGCAGGUCGAGAUGCAGUUCUUCUCGUACGGUAACCAAAGCUAGCCGACAGUCGAGCGCCUGGUGUCUCCCUCAUUAGAUCGGACAAUGGCGAGGGGGAGGGCAGCCACGAUAUUGUCGAUCGUGAUCUUGGCUGCUGUAAGCCUCCGCGUUGCCGCAGAGUUCAAGGUCCAGGCGGAAGCUGCGGCCUUGAACGAGACCGCGCGCCAUGAUGACGAGGUCGUCGAGGAGAACGAGCUGCCGUUGUACGGCGAGCCCGAAAACCGGACCGACCGAUCGCCGACCGAACAUCCUCACAAGAUGCACGGGAAGCCAAGUAAAUUCGACGUGGAUCUUCGCGCGGACGACAAGGCGGAUUAUCAGAUCGAGUCCACGAGAAUGGACAACAUCACCACUGCAAGUCCGCUGGAGACGAACUCGGCGACGACGAUGACGACGACGACGACGACGAGAGCGACCACGAGGGCGACUAUGAUGGCGAGUCGUUAUCCGGCGUAUUUGACGCGAUGUAGAGGCUCGCAAAUGUUUUCUUGCCUACGGAGGGACUUCUUGAACUUUCUCGACCGAAUCUCGCGGGUCGACACGUACAACGUGACGGAGCACGUGCAGAUAGUGAAGAAUCCCCAGGCGAACGUCACGUGCGACAAUCGAAGAGAAGAUGGAGAGGAGACGAAUCUCUUGGACAAGGUGCACCGCUACGCUCGGACACACGUGAUGAAGAUACAGCUGGGCAAGGAUCUGAGCCUCGCCGGGAAAGCCAGGACAUUCUUCGGUUCCAUCUUUCAGGGAAAGAGUACCUUUUUAACAGGAUUCGGGCUUGGUUUUCUAGCGUUCGGUCUGAAGAAGCUGCUGCUGCCGCUGUUCUUCGGCGUGCAGAUCAUUAAGAGCGUGUUGCUCGCUCUCUUUUUACCGAGCAUCAUCGGCAGUAUCGGCAAUAUCGUCGGCAAAGGCGUUUCCUCGUUCGCGCAGUCCUCGCAUCCGCCGGUGCCCGAGGAGAACUUCGAGUUCAAGGACAACUCCGACCUGUACAACGACGAUUAUCUCACCAGGCAGCCGGUGGGCACGCUGCCGGCUUCCGCUAUGUACGACGAGAGCAUGAUGCAAACGCAGAAGAGCCCGGAGAUUGCGUCUCGCUACGCCUUCGUCGACUCCAGAAUAUCUCACGCAAACGCGCUCUCCGAUCGUUAUUACACGCGGCACGUGGCCGCGCACGGGCUCUCUAAGAAGCAAGACUUUAAGGUCUUCCACGAGAUCCCGACGAGUUCGCUUCUCCUCACUAACUAUGAUCCUUUCUACUCGCCCUUGCUGUCGCGCCUCGACGCCGUGUUCUCGCGUCUCGGGCACAACACGGAGGGCUGCAGGGAGUACGCGGUGUGCGCGAUGUAUCGAAGUCCAGCCCGGUACGCGCCCUACUCGAAUCUAGUGUCCGCCCAACUGUCGAGGGAGUUGAACGAGUUGAGGAAGCCUAGCAGUGACAAUCCCGACGUGCUGCGCUUCUUCAGGUACAUGAAGGCCGCCAAGGACGGCCAAGACGGCGUCAAGUGCGAAGAGCUCUACGCGAACUGCGCGAACGCGCGCGAGGAUCAGAGCCUGAAGCAGAAUCAGGCGAUGUUGGCGACUUACCAAGACAUCAACAAGCUCGUGCAGGCCCGGAAAAUCUGAGAAGAGUCGCGCGAAUCUCCUUCUCUUCUCGUCGUCGACGCCGUCCAUGUGAGAUGAAGAAGAAGUAGAAGAAGAGAAGAUAUAUUUUCUGUCGCGUCUGUCGCGAUCUUUGGGAGGAGUCGUCUGUGUAAGAUAGUCGGGUUGGAAUGAUCGGAUGCACUAGCGCGGUCGCUGAGCAAGUUCAGUGUCUGCUCUAACGAUUCAGCAUCCGUCCAUUUGUAGACGUUCGUUCGCGCGAAGCGUAAGUUCGCAGUGAUGGCCCAGUAAGCAAAGAACAUUAAAUCAACAUCUUCAAAUAUAUGAAUUUUACGUGUAUCUCUUGAACAUUUUCGGUUAUGUUCGAGAUAUUUUCAAAAUAUUUUCAAGAUAUUGCCGGAUAAUACGAUCUCUUUGAUUAUUGUGGAAAAUAUUUUAGAAAUAUUGAAGCUGAAAUUGUUCAUAAUAAUUUGAUAUUUUAGGCUUUCGCAGUGUCCAUACAUUUAGAUUUUGCUCCCGAGUUUGAGCCGUGUCUCGGACUCUUCUUUGUUUGAUUCGCGAACAUUUCAGUCCGUUUUAUCAGAGAGAAACGACCCGAUUGUUCAUAAUGACGUUGAUAUGCAACGUUAAAAGCUAUAUAUUAAAAAAUAUGUGUUAUUGGAUAUUAUUACAAUAAGAUUCUAUCAAUGAUUUUUGCUUAGUGGAGAUCAUUACAUUUAUUCGAGGGCCCAUGGAUAAAAGGGAUGAAAGGGAACCAGGAGUCGUUUAGCGCUGCGGGUUUCUAGAUCAGUCUUCAUCUGCCACUGUGUGAGCCUUCAAUUUCCGCGAUUGAAUGCACUCUUGGGCCCGUAUUACUAGUUAGUAGCCCGUAUUAACAUAAUUAUUACCUGAGAUCUUUCUCAAGUGAGAUACUCAAAUUUCAGUUCAGACUCGUAUCAAUAGUCAUUACUUGAUACUUGUGAGAUAUUCAAAUUCAAAACAAGAGUUGUAUCUGAGUUUUCUAAUGGAAUCAUAUGAUAUAUGUAACAUUAUAUAAUACUUGUAACCGUGAUUCAGCUGAAAAAUUUAUAUCUAACUCUAAAUUCAAAUCUGAGUCUCAUCUGAGAUAAAUUUCGAGUGACCAUUAAUACACGCUAGAGUUAGAUGAGAGUUUUUCAAUUGAAUCGCAUUUAUACAAAUGCUAUACAUAUAUUAUAAUUUGACUGGAAGACUUGAAUCUCUAACUCUGAAUAAAAAUCAGAGUAUUUCAUAUGAGACCAGUUUCAAAUAACGACUAUCAAUAUAGACCUUGGUGUAUCGCGUACAGUUUUCCAAGUUAUCGUCCGUGGUACGAAAGAACUCGCUCGAGUUUUAAGGUUCAGCUGGCAUCACGUGUAAGCCUUUGAGAACUUCCAUUGAUUACGUGAGGCCUCAGAACUUCCCUUCGAUCGUUUUCGUGAAAAUUGCAUGAUUCAAUUAAGACGGUAUAAAUAAUAUGGAUCAUAUGAAUUCAUUCGAACACUGAUUGAGAAAUUCGCUUUUUGUUAACUUUCUCUUUCAGAAAUGCGGCCAAGAACGGAUGCACUCCUUGUGUAUAAUUUAGCGAUCAUUACUGAUUAAAUCAAGCGUGUCUUGUGCGCGUUUGUAUCGUGUGCAAAGAAGUUGGUCGAUCAACAUUAUCAUCGAUGUCAUAUCCUAAGUAUACAAUCUUGGACACACAAGCGGAAACUAUAUCGAUACGAACUAGAGCAUCGCGAUUUAUUAAACGUCCGGUUCUGGGAUUAUGAGAGAGAUGUAUGUGAUUCAAUCUACUUCUCACGUAACAAAGUGGUUUAGAAGUGAAAAUGAUAUCUAAUCAUAAUGUCGAUGUAGAAAUACGCAGUGGAAGGGAUUUGUUCCCCCCCUUCUGGACUUGUUUCCUGGGAAAUUAUAUUAUGACAACUAGAUUGUGCAGAAUACUGAUGCGAUAAGCGUAUUCUGCACUGAGACUCUUGAAUCGAGGAAAAAGAUUCUUCGAAGGAAAAAAACAUUAUAUUUUUCUUUGUAGCCUGGUACUUGCGCGGACGAAUGAACGGUUAAUAAUUUAACGACGUAAAUGAAUUAAUUUCGACGAGUUGUGUAGAUAUGGCGUAUAGUAUUAUGAACUCACACGACACGCACGUCUCAAAAACGUCUUAGGCUUAUAUUAAUAGUUGUCACCUGAAACUAAUCUCAUGCGAGAUACUCAGUUUCUAUUCAGAGUUGGAUCCCAACUUAUCAGUUAAACUAUGAUAUAUAUGACAUUUGUAUUUGUAAUCGUUAUUAUAUCGUUACAAUAUGUGAAUGCCACUUGAAACUUGUCUCAUGUGGAAUACUUAAAUUUAUAUUUAGAGUUGGAGCCAAGUUUAUCAGUUAAACUAUAAUAUAUGUGAUAUUUGUAUCUGUAACCGUGGUUUAAUUGCAAAACUCAUCUCAUCUAACUCUGAACUCAAAUGUAGAAAUCUUACUUGAAACUUAUUUCAUGUGAGAUACUCAGAUUUAUACUCAGAAUUGGAUUCAAGUUUAUCAAUUAAACUAUAAUAUAUGUAAUAUUUGUAUCUAUAAUUGUGAUUCAACUGAAAAACUCUCAUCUAACUCUGAAUUUAAAUUCAAAUACCGUGCGAAGAGACGAGUUACUAUUAAUAUGGGCCUUAAUUAAAGAUGCUCAAAAGACGUCUUAUUUUUUGGAUGUCUUUUGGACGACUCUGAGACGGCUUUGAGGCAUUUGUGUUGUGUGAGAAAGUACUACAUAUAUUGAAUUAAUUAAUUUAUUUGGGUAUUAUAUCGUCCACACACACAUACACACACACAUACACACGCAAAAACAAGCACGUAGGAUUUAAUCUUGCGACGAAUGACAGUGACUACGAAUAUUAUUUAUUUUUGUGUGACGUGAGGAUGCGGAUAUAUUAAUUUAUUAAACGUGCGAACGACAAGAGCGUCGCGCGUGCGCGCGGAGUGCACGUAUACUUAGAUUAAAUCCGACUUCAUUAAAAAAAAUUGCAAUCGCCGUUGCAUUUAUGGUAUAUCUAUGAAUUAAUGUACAGCGUGCGCACGUCAAUAAACGAAGAAAUGGUACAUGACGUCAA
Messenger RNA from Odontomachus brunneus, 4972 nucleotides. RefSeq lists its product as uncharacterized. The transcript has 5 exons. The record is from RefSeq and is a predicted model, not a curated record. NCBI's taxonomy places the organism in Eukaryota, Metazoa, Arthropoda, Insecta, Hymenoptera, Formicidae. Bases 336 to 1910 code for a protein of 524 amino acids.